AUUUACACCAAAUCUAUAUAUCUACUAAAUUUGAUGCAAAACUUUACCUUUCCAAAGCCAUAAUUAACUUAUAACCAAUCCUAUAAGUUAUAUAUAUUUCUCCCAACAUUAUUCCACUUCUAACUUCAUCUUCUUCUAUAAUGGCUUUCUCCCUCUCAAAACCUCAUAUUUUUCUUCUAAUUUUGUUUAUAACCUUAAUUAGUUUCAUGUCAUUUGCUAACUCUUUGAAUGAUCAGAUUAUAUCUCCUAAAUCAGAAUUAUCAUCUUUGUGUAAAACCUCACCAUACCCAGAUGUUUGUUUCAAUACCCUAAAACUUACACUUUCCUUAAACCUACCUUUAAACCUCCUUAAUUUCCUCCUUCAAUCACUUCAAAAUGCACUAAUUGAAGUUAACAAACUAUCACAAAUAUUUGCUACUACAACACAUUAUAAUCUCAUAGAAACACAAAGAGGAGCACUCCAAGAUUGUAAGGAACUUCACCAAAUCUCACUACUUUCCCUUAGAAAAUCAGUCUCUAAGGUCAAGUCAUCAAACUUAACUGAUGCUAGAAUUUUCCUUAGCGCAGCCCUUACUAACAAGGAAACUUGCCUAGAAGGUCUUGCAUCGGCUUCCGGCCCUCGAAAGCCACUCCUAUUAAGCUCCAUUAUUAACACUUAUAAGCAUGUAAGUAACUCAUUGUCUAUACUAGCCAACCCGUCUCAAGGGGUCCCACCAAUGGCCGCGACACUGGUGGGACCCCAUAAAUCGUUGAAUCGUAAGAUCGUAGAUGAUUAUGAUGAUGGUGGCGAGUAUGAUGGAUAUGAUCCAAGUGUGAGGAUCAUAGUUGCAGCUGAUGGAAGUGGGAAUUUUACAAGUGUACAAGAAGCUGUGAAUUUUGCACCAAAUAAUAGUGAGUAUAGGACUUUUAUAUAUGUAAAACAGGGGAUUUAUGAGGAAAAUGUGGAGAUUCCAAGUAAUAAGGCUAACAUUGUUUUACUUGGUGAUGGAAGUGAUGUUACUGUGAUUACUGGUAAAAGGAGUGUGGCUGAUGGUUGGACUACUUUCAGAUCAGCUACUGUUGCGGUAUCCGGAGAAGGAUUCUUAGCACGGGACAUAACAUUCGAGAACACAGCAGGUCCAGAAAAUCACCAAGCAGUCGCGCUUAGAAUAAAUGCAGACUUAUCAGCCGUCUACAGAUGCACCAUAUUAGGAUACCAAGACACGCUCUAUGUCCACUCCUUUCGACAAUUCUACCGGGAGUGUGACAUUUAUGGUACCGUAGACUACAUAUUUGGCAAUGCCGCAGUUGUCUUCCAAGGAUGUAGCAUAGUUUCGCGGAUGCCACUCCCUGGGCAAUACACGGUUAUCACUGCUCAAUCUCGUGUCAUGCCCGAGGAAAAUACAGGCAUAGUGAUCCAAAAUUGCACUGUUUUGGCCACGGAAGAUUUAUAUGGAAAUAAGACUAAAGUUAAGAGUUACCUAGGGAGGCCAUGGAGGCAAUACUCUAGGACAGUGUACAUCGAAUCGUACAUCGAUGAUCAUGUUGAUCCAAAAGGGUGGAUAAAAUGGUCAAAUGAUGAUAAUGAAGGGUUGUUGGAUAGUUUGUAUUAUGGAGAAUUUGAUAAUAGAGGGUCGGGUGCUUUGACGGAUGGUAGAGUUAAUUGGGGUGGAUAUCAUGUUAUGGAUUAUUAUGAUGCAAUUAAUUUUACAGUUUCUCAGUUUAUUGUAGGGGCAGAAUGGUUAGAUUCUACUUCAUUUCCUUAUGAUGAAGGGAUUUGAUGAUUUAGGUAAAUUGUAAUUUGUAAGUGUUUGUGUUUACUGGCGAGUAGGGAAAAAACUUUAUCUACUCAGUGGGUCAACAGCCCACUAUUAAUAGAAAUAAAUAAAUAAUGAAAUCCAACUCA
Beta vulgaris subsp. vulgaris (sugar beet) is the source of this 1885-nucleotide messenger RNA. RefSeq names its product probable pectinesterase/pectinesterase inhibitor 12. Bases 141 to 1760 code for a protein of 539 amino acids. NCBI's taxonomy places the organism in Eukaryota, Viridiplantae, Streptophyta, Magnoliopsida, Caryophyllales, Amaranthaceae. Gene Ontology annotation, biological process: cell wall modification. The transcript is spliced from 2 exons. Gene Ontology annotation, molecular function: pectinesterase inhibitor activity; pectinesterase activity. The record is from RefSeq and is a predicted model, not a curated record.